AUGGCUUCAUUCGAUACAGAGUCUGUUGAUGGGCUUGAGAAUGCUGCAUUUGACUUCAUCGUAGUUGGCGGUGGAACCGCUGGCUUGGUGGUAGCCAGUCGAAUCACCGAAGAUCCCAACCUGAGCGUUAUCGUCCUUGAAGCAGGUACAAAUCGACUCGGAGAUCCUCGAUUGACAGUUCCAGGAUUAGGUGUGGCUACAUUCGAAGACCCGGAUUUCGAUUGGAACUUCCGAUCAACUGCCCAGGAACAACUUAACGGUCGCAUCAUUUUAGCUAAUAAAGGCCGUACACUUGGUGGUUCCUCUGCCAUUAACCUUGGAAUGGUCGUGUACCCAUCUCGAACUGGAUUGAAUGCAUGGGAAGCAUUGGGAAACCCUGGCUGGGGCUGGGAUGGCUUAUCCCCGUAUAUUCGCAAGUCUCAAACUGCGGCUGCACCCUCAGAUGCCAAUCGGGAGUUCUUCAAGGGUAUGAAGUUCGAACAACAGGAUCAUGGUAGCAGUGGACCUGUCCAAGUAUCUUUCGGUGAUCAGUAUAUGCCAUACCACCAGGCGUGGAUGCAGACUUUUGAGGGAUUGGGAUAUCCGCAGAUUGAAGAUCCGGUUAAUGGUGCUGGUCUGGGUCCUUUUGUCACACCUGGUGCUAUCGAUCCUGUAACACAUACCAGGAGUCAUUCGGCGGCUGCAUACUUGGGACCAGAUGUGCAGGCUCGACCUAAUCUCCGUGUUGUGACUGGUGCACUGGUGCAAAAUAUCAUCUUGGCGAAGCAGGGCGAGGAAGUCCUUGCUACGGGUGUCAAAUUUCAAAAGGGCUCGGAGACAUACAGCAUUCAGGCUAAGAAAGAAGUCAUUCUGGCUGCGGGAGCAACGCAGACUCCUCAGAUCUUGGAGCUUUCAGGUAUUGGAGAUAAGAAGAUCCUGCAGUCCCAAGGAAUCGAACCCAUUAUCGAAAAUCCUAGCGUUGGAGAGAAUCUGCAAGAUCACGGAAUCGUAUCCUUCUCAUACGAAGUGGCAGAUGGACUUCCAUCCGGUGAUAUGGCCAAAGAUCCGAACGUUGCAGCGGCAGCGAUGGCUGCCUAUCAGAAGAAUGGCUCAGGACCACUAGGCAUGGCACCAUUUGUUUCUGCGUUUAUGCCAUGCUUGAAUAUCGCCGAGGAGGAGCAUGCUCAGAUGCUUCAGGGAUUAAAGGCCUCAAUCGAGAGUCCCGAAACACCUCCUGCACACAAGAAACAGUUCGAGGCCCUGCAAACUGUCCUGAAGGAUUCAUCCGAGCCCACAGCACAGUAUAUUCUUGCACCGUUCCAAUUACCUGCAGUUGAAGGCGAUAACCCGAAACGUCUUUUCGGUAUGCCUUACCCAGGGCUCUUCAUCAGUCUUGUCUCUCUGCUUAGUUACCCACUGUCUCGUGGAUCCGUUCAUAUCGGCUCCGCUGAUCCAAGCGCUGCACCAAUUAUUGAUCAUGGAAUGUUACGCCAUCCAGUUGAUUUGGAAAUGCACGCUCGUCACAAUAUCUGGCUGGAUAAGCUUGUCAAAACUGAACCAUUAGCUUCGCUUCUCAAGAAGGGAGGUCAGAGAUUACAUACUCCGGAGCCUGUGGAUACCCUGGAGGAGUCUAAGGAGCUGUGUAAGCAGUUGAUUCUAUCAAUGUAUCAUGUUAGUGGAACUUGUGCCAUGAUGCCUCAGGAAGAUGGUGGAGUUGUCGACGCUCGAUUGAAGGUUUAUGGCACUUCGAAUAUCCGAGUUGUGGAUGCUAGUAUUUUCCCCCUGGAACCAAGAGGAAACAUUCAGGCGACUGUAUUCGCAGUUGCUGAGAAGGCGGCGGAUAUCAUCAAGGAGGAUGUGAAAUAA
This is a messenger RNA of Penicillium malachiteum, 1845 nucleotides long. RefSeq names its product GMC family oxidoreductase. The transcript is spliced from 2 exons. Gene Ontology annotation, molecular function: flavin adenine dinucleotide binding; oxidoreductase activity, acting on CH-OH group of donors. The record is from RefSeq and is a predicted model, not a curated record. NCBI's taxonomy places the organism in Eukaryota, Fungi, Ascomycota, Eurotiomycetes, Eurotiales, Aspergillaceae. The coding region runs from base 1 to 1845 and encodes 614 amino acids.